UUUACAUUUGAAUUAUUUUGAUUCCUUUUGAGAAGUGUUUGUACACUAUUUGUGUUUCAAUUCUUGUGAAGUGUUGCUCUUCAAUUUUUUGUGGUUCAAAGCACAACAAUCCAUGGAAGACGCAAGUGCCAAGGAACAAGAAGAAGACAAGUUGGACUUUUAUGACGACCUGUUUCGCGACGCUCCAGAGAUAGGAAACAACGGAGUUGAAGCUGACUUUACUAGAGCUGCUCAAGGACUGGAGAGUGAACAGCUGGAAAGCGUUGCCGAAACACAGCCUACUGACCCUUUGAAGACCGCAGUUUCUGUAAGUGGUCUAGGUUGGUGGUUUACCGACGAAGAAUUGGAACAAUUAGCGUGUGACUCUAACAAAGGAGUUGUCCCACGAAAGGCACUCAAAGAAAUCAAGUUUUGUUAUGAUAUUAUCAAUGGAAAGUCGAUAGGUGACGCCUAUUUGAUCUUUGAAAACUCCAAAAUGGCGCAAGAAGCAGAAAGAAAUCUACAAUCUCACGACUUUGGCAGAAAGGUCAAAGUUGAGUUGACCACAGAAGAAGUGGCUCAACAAGAAACAGAGUGGGCUUCGAAAAGGCCUCAAUGGAAACACGCUCAUACUCGUUAUCAAUCUCAAGGAAGAAGAAACCCUUCCCAAAAGGGCGCUUUUGAACAGUCGUAUUAUAGAGGACAAGGUGCAAAUGGUCCAUUUCCAGGAAAUGCAGCUCACUUUACCCAAAAGCUUCCUCCUUCGCAAGCCGCAACUAUGUCAGCUCCUCCAGCCUUUCCUUUCUUUACACCCUUUGGAUUUCCAGCUUUCCCUGGUAUGCCUGGUAAUAUGGCUGGUCGUGGAAAUCAGUUGGGAUCCAACAUUAUGGCAGCUAAUACAGCUUUUGGUGCAAAUAAUGCUACGAAUAGCAACAAUAGUAAUAACUUGCCUACAGCAAGAGCCAAUCAGCCAGACAGCUCUUUCUUCCCACCAGGAUUUCCUCCGAUUCCUCCACACUUGUUUGGUUAUCCUCCAUUUUCGGGUAUGCCUUCAGGAAGUGGCUUUCCUGGCUCUUAUACUAGCGCUUCAGCUACAACUGGACCUUUUGGAAAUACUCCUUUGAAUGAACCGGAUUCAAGUGCCAUUCAAUCCAAUAUGCCAGUCUCAUCUGCUUCCAGUCGAUUUACGGGAGAUAAAGAUAUUGAAGCAAAAGAAGAACAAAGUGAACAUCCAUCAGUCGUUUAUUCCAAGAAUCGUGAAACAAGAACCAAACAAGAUCAUUCACAACGAAGGUCAAGUAGAGACUCUUCUAAAAGUGAGCCAAGCAGCAGUAGCCGAAAGAGUGGUGACUCAAGAAGUAGGUCAGAACGUCAUUCCAAGAGACACAGUCACCAUGAGAAGAAGCGAAAUCGUCAUGACAGCGAUUCGGAAGAUGAUUCAUUGCGUCAUAAUCGCUCAAGUCGACGCAAAUAUCGAGGAGAUGACCAUUCCAGAGACAGAUAUGAAAAAUAUUCCAGGCGGAGUUCUCAUGAAGAACGUCGAGGUAGAUAGGUUAUCCAUUUGUACAAUUUUAUAGUUACAGAAAUGGUACAAAAUAAUAAAUCACGUCAGACAAUA
This is a messenger RNA of Galdieria sulphuraria, 1597 nucleotides long. RefSeq lists its product as uncharacterized. Gene Ontology annotation, cellular component: mRNA cleavage and polyadenylation specificity factor complex. The coding region runs from base 113 to 1531 and encodes 472 amino acids. The record is from RefSeq and is a predicted model, not a curated record. NCBI's taxonomy places the organism in Eukaryota, Rhodophyta, Bangiophyceae, Galdieriales, Galdieriaceae. Gene Ontology annotation, biological process: mRNA alternative polyadenylation. The transcript has 2 exons. Gene Ontology annotation, molecular function: mRNA binding.